AUGUCCUGGAGAAGCAACUCGCAACGAACAGGGGAGAACGCAGCUCCCCUAGCCAAGGUCCGUCGCUGGGGUGGUGGAGGAGGGGAUGAAGCUUCUCCGCCUGCCCCGCCUAGUUCUGGCUACAAUGGCAAUGGAGCCUCGUCCUAUGGCUCACCGCCCAUGUCGCAAUCGUACACUGGAGCCUCGCAGCCUUACGGCGGUCCUUCUGGACUGCCAUCCAUCCCGUCGGCCGCUGCUGCUGCCGCAAAUCGGGCGGCGGAGAUCGCCGCGAGGCUGAACGGAGGAGGUGGGCUUGCCGCCGACAAGAGGGGAAGGGAGGAAGGAAGUGGUACGCCUGAUGAUGGAGCUCCUCGCAAAAGGAAAUCGCGUUGGGGCGAUGCUGCACCGGCCGCCAAUGUCACCACUGCCAUCACUGGGGCCGUCAGCGUUGCAGACCUGGACAGAUACGCCGUGCAAGUGAGAUUGGAUGAGAUCUCCAACAAGCUCCGGACAGGUGAUGUGGUACCUUCCGAGAGGGAACGCAGCCCUUCACCUCCUCCCACUUACGAUGCUCAGGGUCGCAGGACAAAUACCAGAGAAGUGCGGUACAGGAAGAAGCUCGAGGAUGAGCGAAUUCAGCUUGUGGAACGACAGAUGAAAAUGGACCCGAAUUUCAGGCCUCCUGCUGAGUACGCAGCCACGAAGCGCAAUCGUCAGCCCAUGGAGAAGGUCUAUCUCCCACUCAAGGAGUUUCCCGAGAUCAACUUUUUUGGUCUUCUCGUGGGACCUCGAGGUAAUACGCUCAAGGGCAUGGAGAGGGAAAGUGGAGCCAAGAUCGCCAUUCGCGGAAAGGGCAGUGUGAAGGAUGGUAAGGGAAGAGGCGAUGAAGAGGAUCAGGAGGAAAUGCACUGUGUCAUCACAGCAGACGACGAAGCCAAGGUCAAGCACUGCGUCAGGCUCAUCAAUGGCGUCAUUGAGGUUGCCGCCUCGACCCCAGAGUCUCAAAACGACCACAAGAGGAACCAAUUGCGAGAACUUGCAACUCUCAACGGUACUCUGCGAGACGACGAGAACCAGCCCAGGAUGGGUGGUGGUAUGCAGCCUGGUGGUGGCUUUGGCGGGCCAGGAGGUCCAGCACAGGGCGGUCCCGGUGGUCCUGGUGGAGGCUUCGACUCGGAGUACGCAAGUCUGAUGGCCGAGCUAGGAGAAGGGGGUGCGCCGGGAGGACCUGGAGGACCAGGCGGGCCCCGUGGAGGAUCUGGCACACCACAACAGGGAGGCUUUGGUGGACAUGGACCUGGAAUUGGUGGCAGCUCGACGCCGAGCGCUGUAGGACCGGACGGGAAGAAGAUUCCUCCGUGGAGGCAGCCGGACGUCUGGGCACAGCCUUCCUUUGGCGGAGGAGGUGGACGUGGGCCGAGAUUUGGAGGACCAGGACAGCAUGGCGGCUAUGGCGGACCUGCUGCAUCUGGGGCCAAUGCGCACGCCGGCCCGGGUCAAGGGUGGGGGUCAGCUCAUGGCGCUGGAGGAGGUGUUGGCUAUGGAGGCGGAGCAGCGGGCGGCUGGGGACAACAAGGUCAUGGAGCUCAAGGUGGUGCCGAAGGCCAGCAAGACUAUUCCGCCGAAUGGGCAGCCUACUAUGCUCAGCAGGCCGCUCAACAACAAGGAGGUCAACAACCUGCAGAGGGGGCAGCGGCUGCUGGUGGAGAGCAAAAGGAUUAUUCGAAGGAGUGGGAAGAAUACUAUCGACAGCAAGCCCUCAUGCAGCAGCAAGGCCAAAGACAAUGA
This is a messenger RNA of Microstroma glucosiphilum, 1767 nucleotides long. RefSeq lists its product as hypothetical. The transcript is spliced from 5 exons. Gene Ontology annotation, biological process: regulation of mRNA splicing, via spliceosome. NCBI's taxonomy places the organism in Eukaryota, Fungi, Basidiomycota, Exobasidiomycetes, Microstromatales, Microstromataceae. Gene Ontology annotation, molecular function: mRNA binding. Bases 1 to 1767 code for a protein of 588 amino acids. The record is from RefSeq and is a predicted model, not a curated record. Gene Ontology annotation, cellular component: nucleus.